CCACCCCGCUGGUCUGCUGGUGAACGCGGAACUGCUGUUUCUGCUGCGCUCCAUCUCUGCAGACAGAAGAGGAGUAGGCAGACUCAAAACACCGAAGACAUCAACAUUUCGGUCUAAGGGGCGUUUUUUUAGACAUUAAUAAUGUUCCGCUUGCGGGCAUUGUCCGCAGUUUCAGUGGGGCUUGUGCAGCUGACCCGGCGCUACCACAGCGGGGCAGUGCGAGGGUCUGGCCGAAGGAGGAUGAUGCUGGCAGCACUGGCAGGUGUAACUGGUGUGUCUGCUAGUGCUGGGCUGCUCUGGAAAAGAGCCUACGCAGAAGCAGGACCAUCUGUACAGCGGGCAGAGCACCCAGAAGCAGAGGGAGACAGUUUCGUGAAAGAAACAGAUUCUGAAUCAGAGUCAGAGAAGUCCAUGGAGGCCAGCAGUGGAGACGAAGACUCGAAAGACGAAGAAGGGGAAGGGAAGAAGAAGAAGCCUCGCUCCGGAUUCCGUGACCGCAAGGUGAUGGAAUAUGAGAACAGGAUUAGAGCCUACUCGACCCCAGACAAGAUUUUCCGCUACUUUGCCACGCUGAAGGUCAUUGGUGAGCAUGGCGAUGCUGAAGUUUAUAUGACGCCCCAGGACUUCAUACGCUCCAUCACACCCAACGAGAAGCAGCCUGAGAAUCUGGGGCUCGAUCAGUUCAUCGUGAAGCGCUAUGAUGGGAAGGACUUCUGGCAGACGGAGAAAAUCGCCCAGGAACGGGAGAAGUUUGCAGAUGAGGACAGCAUUUUUUACACUCUGGGAGAAUGUGGCCUUAUCUCCUUCUCUGACUACAUCUUCCUCACCACUGUGCUGUCCACUCCCCAGAGGAACUUUGAGAUCGCCUUCAAGAUGUUUGAUUUGAAUGGAGAUGGAGAGGUGGACCUGGAGGAGUUUGAGCAGGUCCAGAGCAUCAUUCGUUCUCAGACCAGCAUGGGGAUGAGACACCGGGACCGCUCCACCACAGGAAACACUCUGAAGACAGCCGGCUGCAGCUCUGCUCUCACCACAUACUUCUUUGGAGAGGACCUGAAGGGAAAACUCACCAUUGGGAGCUUCCUGGAGUUUCAGAGGAAGCUGCAGCAUGAUGUGCUCAAACUAGAGUUCGAGAGAAACGAUCCUAUGAAUGGCAGAAUCACGGAGAGACAGUUUGGUGGUAUGCUGCUGGCCUACAGUGGCGUCCAGUCCCGUAAACUCAAGCAGAUGCAGAAGGGCCUGAAGAAGAUGUUUAAGGAUGCACAGGGGAUCACGUUUGAGGAGGUGGAGAAUUUCUUUACUUUCCUGAAGAACGUGAACGACGUGGACACAGCACUGAGUUUCUACCACAUGGCUGGAGCCUCCAUAGACAAAGUUACCAUGAAGCAGGUGGCACGUACUGUUGCCAAAGUGGAGCUGUCAGAUCAUGUGUGUGAUGUCGUGUUUGCUCUGUUUGACUGUGAUGGGAACGGAGAGCUCAGUAAUAAGGAGUUCAUCGCCAUCAUGAAGCAGCGGCUUAUGCGUGGGCUGGAAAAACCCAAGGACAUGGGCUUCACUCGACUGGUCCGCGCCAUGUGGAAGUGCGCGCAGGACACUGCCUGGGACUUUGCCGCGCCAAAGACACAAUAGAGACGGGGUCUGAAAAUGUCUGGACACUCGUAUCAUCGCGGGUCAACAGGUCUCUAGGGUUUGAAAGACUUUGAACUGAUCAGGACUGCAGCACCGGGGGAAUCAUCCAUCAUUAACGCAUGUCGCUGUAGUUUAAACUAUCAAUAUAGUGAUUGAAGCAUGCUGACGCAGCACGCUGUGACCUGAAAGGCUUCUCUCUCUGACCUAUGUGAAGCAUCAUGGGUAAUGUAUAUUAUAAAAUAAAGUCUACUAGUUUAUUCUGUGGAGGAAUGCA
Cheilinus undulatus (humphead wrasse) is the source of this 1900-nucleotide messenger RNA. RefSeq names its product mitochondrial calcium uptake 1 (gene micu1). The coding region runs from base 142 to 1626 and encodes 494 amino acids. The record is from RefSeq and is a predicted model, not a curated record. NCBI's taxonomy places the organism in Eukaryota, Metazoa, Chordata, Actinopteri, Labriformes, Labridae. Gene Ontology annotation, cellular component: uniplex complex. Gene Ontology annotation, biological process: calcium import into the mitochondrion; mitochondrial calcium ion homeostasis. Gene Ontology annotation, molecular function: calcium ion binding. The transcript has 14 exons.